Messenger RNA from Papilio machaon (common yellow swallowtail), 1208 nucleotides. RefSeq lists its product as uncharacterized. Bases 154 to 1032 code for a protein of 292 amino acids. The transcript is spliced from 7 exons. The record is from RefSeq and is a predicted model, not a curated record. Lineage: Eukaryota; Metazoa; Arthropoda; Insecta; Lepidoptera; Papilionidae.
CGUGAACGGACGUGUCUUUCAUUGCACAGUGCGCACGAACUUUACGUUACGUCACUCGAUAUAGCCCGAGGGUCGGAUUCCGUAGCUCGUUUAUAUUGAGUGUCCUCUCGGGGGUGGUAUAUUGGUUCAGUGAGGUUCGAUGAUUUUGGUGAGAUGGUGCGGCGGCGGGAAGCCAGGCGUGCUUCUUUCACGCACCUGUGCACCGCUUUAUUGUGGCUGCUCACCUGUUUCAACGAAUUAAACGCAGUGAAGAUAGUGAAAUUAGUAGUGCCAGAAAUUAUACAAUACGGUGUACAAGACGCUGUGAUCUUAGACUGUGAUUACACGUACGGGAACGACACGUCCGGGCUAGUGGUGAAGUGGUUCUUUAGGAACAAAGCGAGGCCGGUGUACCAAUGGAUUGUGUCGCAGAAGCCGCAGGAUAUGGGCAUAUUGAGGGGUCGAGUCGAUUUAACGUACAGAGCAUCGAACGACCCAUUAAAAAUGCACAGAGCACUCCGCAUAGUGAAACCGAACACAGACAUUUCUGGUGAUUACACUUGUGUUGUGUCCACUUUCAUGGAGGAAGACUCGAGGACCAAGCAAAUGGUUGUUUUUGUGCCGGAGACAAACUUCCGCCUCAUCCAGAACAAGACUGACGACGAUACUGUCAACGUCAUAUGCGCUGCGGACGGUGCCUUUCCGGCACCCAACCUCACGCUCGCUACGCCAGAGAGACGGCUGGAUGGCGUAUCCCAUGACCUGAAGCUGGUGAAUGGCAGAUAUUCGACAGUGGCGUCUGUGACAUUACUCGACGCGGACCUGCCUUCCCCAGCUGAGUUCAUCUGUACUCUUCGAAUACCAUUAGCAAAAUAUGCUGUAAGAAAAGAAGCCAUUUAUUACCCAGGGCCAAUAAGUACUACUCCAGAGAUGCCGACGGCUGCUGACAUGCAACUGGCUGCGGCCGUAGGCUCAAAAGGAGCGAGUACGUACACAGCGAUGACGUUGGUGCUGCUGCCUGCAUUGGCGCAGUCGAUACUUUCUGUUAAGUGAACCGUCACUCAGGUAGCAUGUAUAACAUCGAACGCACUGAGUGAUGUAGCAAGUGGCACCGCAGCUGUUCUAGUCAUAACGCCCAAAGCUCGCACCAUCCCUCACUCCAUAACGGUGACAGCUAGUGAUCUAACACUAACGCCCGGAACACACAGCCGCGAUAGCGAGUCGAAAUC